AUGACUAGUGUAUUAUGUGUGUCCCUUGUUAACAUUAAUAAAAGAAAUAAUGCUGGUGUACGAAAUUUAACAAAUGUAAGAGACAUUCAACAACAUUCAACAACCAUACCAUCAUUUGGUAAAAAUAAAAAUAAUAUCACCAUUAACUCAUUGCAAUCAUCAAUCAUUGAUAAUACAUUAGAAUCAAGUUCUGGAAGUUUAAUUUUUACUAGUACAAAUGACAGUGAAAAUUAUUUUACAACCUCAACUUCAAAUACCACUAUUACUAGUAGUUCUAUCAAUAAUAUUAUAGAAAAAGAUUCAUUAUUACCAAACCCAUUUAUUACAACUGUAACUACUGAUAAUAGUAAUAUUAAUUAUAAUCCACAAAUUGAAUCUCAAGAAUUAGUAAUCGUAAGUGAUAAUGAUUUAGCAAUAAUAACGACGACUGAAUCACAAUUAGAAAGUGUAGAAGUAACAAACUCACAGAAUAUUAAUCAAGACAAAGGAAAAGAAUCAGGAAUCCAAAUUAUAGAAAGUCAAUUAUUCGAAAGUUUGGCAAUUGCAACUUCAAAAAUGACAUUUAUAAAAGUUGAACCUGAAAGCGAUGAUGAAAUUACAACUCCUGCUACCCAUGGCCAUUUUUUAAGAAAAAGAACCAAGCGUAUCAGUUAUCCAAAGGAUUAUCCAAGUAAUAGUACUGGUAAUAGACGUUCAAAAGCACGUAAAUUGAGACAAAAAAAUAAACAUCGUCAAACGUUACAACAAUCUGUUAAUGAAAAUGAUGCAGAUGAUGAUGAAAGUAUAAAUAAUAUUGAUGAAUCGUCCCAAUACGAAGAUAAUGUUGAUAAUGAAACUGUAGAUGCUCAACUUGUUAGGCACGAUCUACGUUCUAGAAAAAUAUUAGAUAAACAAUCGAAUAAACAAAUAUCGGAUCGAGAAUGGCGUCCUGAUAGUGAAUCAGAUCCUGAAAAUUUGUCUGAUCAAGGGUCUACUGCUGGCCCUAAAUCUACUCUUAAGACUCAAACAAGAACCACAUCGACUACUACUUCAAAAUCCGUUACUGCUAAACAAUCAACCCCUUCAGUAAAUCUAAGACCUUCAAACCCAAUAAGAACUCCACGUAAUAAUAAUUCUGCCACCACCACUACCACUUCUAGUAAAACUAGAAAAUCUUCAUUACCAUCUAAGGGAACUCAAAAAGCUAAUCAAUUAUCAAAAGAUAAUGGAGGUACAAAGAGGGGGACUCGCGUAAAAAGAAAAGAAAUUGUUAAUAAAGAGUUGUCUGGGGUUGAUAAUAAUGAUAUAGAAAAAAUUGAAAUUGAACAACAAUUUUCUAUUACUAGUGAUACUAAUACCAUGGAAUUAGUUGAUGCCGAAGCUUAUGAUUCACCAGAAGCAUCACUUCCAAAACCACCUACCACUACCAGAAAAACUAGUACAUCAAGCCCAGAACGUCUUAUUAAAUCUAGAAGAAGAUCAACUGUUGUUAUCAAUGAGCUAGACAAUAAUGAAUUCGAAGAAGAAAAGGAGACAAUACCAGUCGAAUCAUCACAAGAUAAUGUCACUCCAAAAAAAUCAAGAAUGGCUGCCACUAAGAAAAGCAGUAAUAAAGGUGUUCGUAGUAGACGAGGUGGUAAAACCAAAGGUAAUAUUAAUACUACUACUGAGGUUGCUGUUAUACCAAAUAAAGAAACUCAAAUCGAGCAAACGACAUCAUCACCAUCACAAUCUGAUUAUGAUGAUUAUGAUGUUGUAAAAAUUUCAGCAGAAAAUCCAAAUGCAUUAACAAAUGUUAUUAAAAGUGUUCGUCGUGGACGAGGUGGUAAAACCAAAGGUAAUAUUGAUAGUACUACUGAGGUUGCCGUUAUACCAAAUAACGAAACUCAAAUCGAGCAAACUACACCAUCAUCAUCACAAUCUGACUACGAUGAUCCCGAUGUUGUAAAAAUUUCAGCAGAGAACCCAGAUGCAUUAGCAGGCGCUAUUCGUGCCUUAACUUUUCAAAAUUAUGAUAUUGUGCACACUUCAGCAAACAUUAUACCAAUAAUUCAACCACAAACCACCUCUAUUCCACGAUCUAUACGUGUAAAACCAUCGCCAUCAUCAUCGUUGUCGUCAUCGCCGCCAUCCACUAUAAAAUCGAAUAGACCCAAAACUUCACCAUCGCCAAAUGUAAACUCUUCGGCAUGGGAUGAUAAUCAUUGGCGAAUUUUGAAAUAUACUUACUUAGAAAUUAGAAAUAAUUAUAUUGAAAAGGGUAAAAGUGGAAUCCAUAAUGAAGAUGUAUAUAAGGAAGUCAUCAAAAGUUUUCUAAAUAUUAGACCUCAAUUUGAGGAAUCUGAAAUUCGAGUACGAAUGACAGCGUUAGAAACUGUAGAAAUUGAAAAACAAGGAAAAAGAAAUACUGAAAGAAGAGGAAGUAUAGAAAGUAGUAGCUCGAAAAAUAGUAGAUUUAGUGCAACUCGAUAUAAUUCCGCAUAUUCAAAUAUGCGUAACACACACAACAAUCCACGUAAACGUAAAAAAAUUGUUAAAGCCGAUCUAACUGAAGAUGAUGAUUUGGAUGAUAAUAGUGAAGUUAUGGCUGAAGGCAGUAAACGUCGACGUGGAUUGGACUCGGAUUCUAUUUCCGAUGUUAAUACAACAGGACAAAAUACUCCACCUAGGGCUAAAUUUUCAAGUUUAUUUGGAUGGUUCGGAAAACGGACUACUGAUAAUGCUUCACAAAUAUCUGCUUCUGAUAUUGCUGUUGAACAAAAUGAAAAAUAUGAACAGUCUUCAAAAUCACUUCUAAGUUGGUUACGACUUAAUUAA
This is a messenger RNA of Entrophospora candida, 2796 nucleotides long. NCBI's taxonomy places the organism in Eukaryota, Fungi, Glomeromycota, Glomeromycetes, Entrophosporales, Entrophosporaceae. The record is from the annotation of a GenBank genome assembly.